UAAUAUGUUUUACAGGCACUUGCUCCGAAAAUCUGGCACAUUCACUGGCCUGGACUUUGCUGCUCCCGUUCGCUUCAGAAACGCCGACACCGGAAGCGAUGCAGGAAGCAUUCGCAGCCACGCCACCGGCGGCAUCUCGCCGGGUCAAGCCUACAGUUUGCGCGCUGGUGCGAACCGUGUCAGCCGUCUGCCCAAGGAAAUGGUUGGAUCCAAGGCAGAUCUUGCUGAAGCCUUGAGGCCGCAAUGGGGAAUGAGACCGUAAACGGAUCUCUUCUUUCUCCAUCGCCACUGCCAAUUUCGUUUUCCCUUUUUGACCUCGGUUUCUUCCUUAAUACCAAGGAUUCGAUCUUCCUUCCCUUGCGGCGGCUAAUAACUCGGUCGGCCAGUCAAGUGCUGCCACCCUCAUCAUCUAUAUUGUUGUCGUCAUUGUUUGGUUCAGCGUGUAAAUACAAGCAGGCGGAUUGUUGCCUUUCGUUGUAUCUUUUUUUCUUUUCACCUCUGAAUGCAGGCGUCAUGUCGGAGCAUUUUAUGGAAGCACAAUAUAGACAGUUCGGCCCUCUUCGCCUUACUACCCACCCAUAUCCACACACCCCUACGCACUCGCCGCAAUUUUCCUCGGAAUAUCUGCCCUUAUUUAUUGCAAAAGUCCAGUUGCCUACAGGGUUUUCAAGGGGCCAAUGUCAUGACGGACAGAUUUCUCAGUGGGUAAGGUUUUAUUCAACAAUAGAUUUUUUUUUUAAAUUCUUUCUACCAUAUACUUCUUAUUUUUACUCCCUUUUAUUUUCUCAUUCUCCGUUUCACCUUCAAUUUCUUUCCAUCUUUACUUUUAUCUUCUCUUUUUCUUCUGCUUCCACUCCGAAAAUAGCUUCCUCAUGGUUACCAGUUUACCUAGGCCGAACCGUCACCCAGUUAGACAAUCAAUAAGACUUUUUUUGUAAAACCGUCCCAGCAACUAUUUGCAUAGUUGAUUUAUUCUUUGCUGUUCAAGCGUGAGAACCAAGGCGAUCUGAAAUUGAAGAAAACGCCAACAGAGUAUAUGCUUUCUACUUGACAGAGAUGGACUAAGUUCUUUUGUUAGUUGUAUUAAGAUUUUGUAUCAAAAAGAUUGUUCUAGGCCA
Xylona heveae TC161 is the source of this 1118-nucleotide messenger RNA. RefSeq lists its product as hypothetical. The record is from RefSeq and is a predicted model, not a curated record. NCBI's taxonomy places the organism in Eukaryota, Fungi, Ascomycota, Xylonomycetes, Xylonales, Xylonaceae. The transcript has a single exon. Bases 244 to 924 code for a protein of 226 amino acids.